This is a messenger RNA of Solea solea (common sole), 2058 nucleotides long. RefSeq names its product acidic mammalian chitinase-like. Bases 69 to 1586 code for a protein of 505 amino acids. Gene Ontology annotation, molecular function: chitin binding; chitinase activity. NCBI's taxonomy places the organism in Eukaryota, Metazoa, Chordata, Actinopteri, Pleuronectiformes, Soleidae. Gene Ontology annotation, biological process: chitin catabolic process; carbohydrate metabolic process. The record is from RefSeq and is a predicted model, not a curated record. The transcript has 12 exons. Gene Ontology annotation, cellular component: extracellular region.
GGCACCGUUGCCACAAAAUCCUCAGUCAGAAGUCAAAUCUUCUCCAACCUUCAACAAACAUUGCAAACAUGAACAAGUUCAUUCUGAUUGCGGGUCUGUGCUUGACCAUCAGCAGCUUGGCUUGUUCCUCAAAACUGGUGUGUUACGUCACCAGCUGGUCCGUCUACCGACAGACGCUGGGAAGAUUCACCACUUCGAACAUCGAUCCAAACCUGUGCACCCAUCUGAUCUUUGCCUUCGCCGACAUGAGUAACAAUCAGCUGGUGGCCAGAAACUCCGAUGACGAGAUAUACUUAAAUGAUUUAAGUCUGUUAAGAGAAAAAAAUCCUCACCUACCAGUCCUUGUGGCAAUUGGAGGCGCUGUGUUUGACAAUAAUAAAUUCAUCAACAUGGCAUCACACCCAGAAAGUAGAAAAACUUUCAUUGAGUCUACAAUUAAAUUCCUGAGAGAUAGAGACUUUAAUGGGAUCAACCUGGACUGGGAAUUUCCUCAAAGCGCACACAAAGACAUGUUUUCAAUACUGUGCCAGGAUUUGUACAAAGCCUUUGUUGCAGAGGCAACGCUAAAUGGCCUUCCCAGACUGCUGGUCACAGCUGCCGUGACUGCUUACAAACCAUACAUUGAUAACGGUUAUGAUGUUCCAUUCAUUUCCAUUUACCUGGAUUUCAUAAAUGUAAUGACAUUUGAUAUGCACGGUGUAUGGGACGGAGUCACAGGACAUCAUAGUCCUUUGUACAAGAGACCUGAGUACAAUGGAAAUUCUGCAUUCAAAAAUGCUGAAUAUGCAAUGACAUACUGGAGGGACAGCGGUGCACCUGCUGCAAAGCUCAUUAUGGGAUUUGCUGCAUAUGGACGAACAUUCACACUGUCCACUUCCAACAAUGACUUCGGAGCGCCAAUCAGUGGAGCAGGUCAGGCAGGCCCUUACACCAAGGCGCCAGGCUUCUGGGCCUACUAUGAGGUGUGUGACCAUCUUAAAACAGGGACUGUAAUGUGGUCUGAAGAACAGAAAGUUCCAUAUGGCAUAAAAGAAACUCAGUGGGUUGGAUACGAUGAUAAGAUGAGCAUUGAUUAUAAGGUGGACUUCAUAAAAGAAAAGAACUUUGGCGGAGGCUUUGUUUGGUCUCUGGACUUGGAUGAUUUCAACGGGGCCUUCUGUGAUUUGGGCAAAUAUCCCCUUGUCCAACAUCUGCAUAAUCUUCUAAUAGAGCCUUUGUCAACUACCAUGACCACCUGCACCACCACCUGCACCACCAUCACCCCCACCACCACCACCUCCACCACCACCACCCACACCUCCACCACUCCCACCUCCUCCAUCACCACCACCACCACUCCCACUCCCACUCCCACCACCACCACCACUCCCACUCCCACUCCCACUCCCACCACCACUCCCACUCCCACCACCACCACGACAACUUCUGAUGACAGCAAUUUCUGCGAUGGAAAGAAAAAUGGACAAUAUGCCAUUCCCGGUUCUCCAGGUUCUUACUACAACUGUGGGGAUGAGAUCACUCACAUUCAACAUUGCUUUACCAACUUAAUCUUCUCAGAGUCCUGCCACUGCUGUACCUGGCCAUAAGCAGGUGUGCACCAUCAUAACUACCCAUAUAUACACAAAGGGUGAAUGAUACAAAGAUGUGUAUACACCUCACAUCUGUACUGCCAAAUUAUUAUCGUUUUCUUGUUAUGGGAUGAAGUACAGGUAGACGAAUAUUUACAAAUUUACUUUAAUGCUUACUUUUCUUUUUUUAAUAGAGCAUACAUUUCUGUCAUGACCUCUGCCUCCAGGACCCCAGGUCCUGGAUGAUAUUAAGUUCAAAUUUAUUAUUGAGAGAGUUUGUUUACUUUGUUGUCUCUUUUCAUGGUAUUCGGGGUUUUUAGUUCUUUGUUCAUUGUUCCUGACUUUCCUUGUAUUUUCUCAAUUCCUAUUUUAUAACAGUGUCUCUAAAGAUUUAGAUUUGGGUCGUCGGGACUAUGUGGGCAAAUUGGAAAGUUCCUUACUGGUUAUUUCACUAAACAAGCAUGCAAAAUAAAAAGUGGGAAAAAAGGGA